Lachnellula hyalina is the source of this 840-nucleotide messenger RNA. RefSeq lists its product as uncharacterized. Bases 1 to 840 code for a protein of 279 amino acids. The transcript has 2 exons. The record is from RefSeq and is a predicted model, not a curated record. Lineage: Eukaryota; Fungi; Ascomycota; Leotiomycetes; Helotiales; Lachnaceae.
AUGUCGGUAUUUUCAAAGAUCUCGCUUUCGAGGAAGGCCGCGAAGGAGCACAAAGCCAAGGUCGCAGAGAAGGACAAGGACGUCAAGGUGCCAUACAAACAUGUACCAACACACGCAGCCGUUGAUGCCCUAAACGGUGCCCCAGCAACAUGGAGAAACGAGGAUCGUCCCAAGAUCAAGGAACAGCACAAGCGGAGGAGUCAUAUGCCAAGCACCCGGGCAACAAGUUCUCUCUCAAUAGCAACCACCUCUCAUCUUAAUUCUGCCGGGCCUAGCACUGGACCUGCUCCUUUGCCACGAAGUGGCAGUUACAACAAUUACAACCCGGCAUGGUUUGAUCGAGGCGUGGAUAGUUAUACUACGCAUGAGCCUGUCCAAAAGAGAUACAAGCCAUCUAGAGGUCACUCAUAUCACGAUCCCGGCGUUGGACCCAGUGCUGGACCUUCUCCUCUGGCUUCGAAUAUGCACAGCGAAGAUGUCACCCCCGCUCUCUCGUCUGGCAACAGUGACACUUCCGACUCUUCCGACAACCUCGAAAUUUCAGUUGGACCCAACCGAAACUACCAUAUCCCCCAGCGGCCUGACAGCAUUCGGACCGGCUCGCACUCCCAAAGUACAAACCGCAUGUCGCUACCACAAGGCACUGUCUUCCCCGAGAAAGAUAUAUUUUCACGAUUGCACACAAGUACCACACGAAAACUCGGCGAAGCGCCCUUAUAUGACAGCCCCCCGAUUGUGACAAACCCCCCCACGGCGGCAGUGAGCCCGGUUGAACAGACAUCGAAGAAGUCAAGAUGGAGCCUUCUAGGGAAAAAACCCAACGCCAAUACCGUAGCAUGA